This is a messenger RNA of Colletotrichum higginsianum IMI 349063, 915 nucleotides long. RefSeq names its product Ubiquitin domain-containing protein. The transcript is spliced from 3 exons. The record is from RefSeq and is a predicted model, not a curated record. NCBI's taxonomy places the organism in Eukaryota, Fungi, Ascomycota, Sordariomycetes, Glomerellales, Glomerellaceae. The coding region runs from base 1 to 915 and encodes 304 amino acids. Gene Ontology annotation, molecular function: protein binding.
AUGGGCUGCUGCGCUUCCCGCCUCGACGCCGACGGCCCGUACCCGGAUCCGACCAACACGGACUCCGCGCGAGCCACCAACAGCGCCGUCGCCGCAACCUCUGGCUCCCGUGACGCCUCCGCCGCCGAGACCACACAGACCUCCUCGGGUCGCCGCCGCGCCCGCCACUCGCACAUGCCCCUCGACAAGCACAUCAACAAACCCAUGCGCCGCCACGUCUGGGCCUCUAAGGGCCGCGCCUGGACCCGCGCCGCCCUCGACCGCGAGCGCGCCGACUUCUUCGACACCCGCGUCACCGGACGGCCCGAGGUCUGGCAGUCCCUGCGCGCCGCCCUCGAGGUCCUCUGGGAUCCCGUCGCCCAGGGCGCCGCCGCCGACGGCACCGACGGCCUCGCCACCGCCCAGGGCAUCCUCGACGCCGCCGAGAUCACCCUCCCCACGGGCGACCUCGCUCAGGGCGCCUACGACCAGUUGGGCAACUACUACCCGCUUUCCGAGUGGCUCGUCGCAGACCCCACCAACCUCGUCGAGGACGACGUCACCGUCGCCGACGAGGCCCUCUCCACCGCAGACCUCAAGGACGACCUCGCCGGCGGCGACGAGACCACCGAGGACCUCGACGAGGACGACAACCUCCGCCGCAGGGAGGAGAAGGGCAAGGCCGUCGUCGACGCCCGAGACCAGCUCUCCGUGCUGGCCCGCCUCAGUGAGACCGCCCGCGACGUCACCGUCAGCUUCCUCAAAUCGGACACUGUCAGAGUCGUUGCGCGAAAGAUCCAGGAGGAGUCAGGCCUCGCCACCGCCAAAAAGGUCCGCAUUGCCUACAUGGGCAGGAUUCUCAAGGAGAACCUCUCCCUCGUCGAACAGGGCUGGCAGGAGGGUCAUGUAGUAAAUGCCCUCGUCUUCGACCGAUAG